AUGGCUGGGCUCGGACAGGUCGAUCUUUUGCUGAGUUCCCUCACGAUCUUCCGCCAAGUCGCGGACGACCUGCAAGAUGCCGAGAAGGACAGUGACCUGGGCAAGUUCUUCGGGCAUAUCAAUGCGUACGGUGUUAUCUUGAUCGAUUGUCUCUCGCCGCUCGGUCACGGUCGAUCCCGCCCCAGUGACCUCGAUUCUCUUUUUCAUCUGCUACUGAAGAAGUUGACAACGUUCUUUCGCCAUUCGGUUUUACCUGAAUACGAGUCUGAACUUCCGUCCUCGAACCCAUUCCGGCGCUUAGCAACGUUGGUAUACUAUUGGAGUGCAGCUGCAGACAACGGAAAAAAGCUGGCUUGGACACAGCAGUGCCUGGAUUUUAGCUGUCACGAGCGAAGAGCCGAGAUGGUACUUAUACUUCGCGGGUGUGUUGCAACUUUGCAGACCCUGCAAUGCGAUGAGCCUGUGGCAGUGGAACGUCGAGCUCGAUUAAAAAAAGGGAAAAAGCCGUUAUCGGUGUAUACGUGCGCCAACACUGUGUUUGAGGCACUUUUUGCCUCGUCAACAGCAUGUUCCGCCGUGCAUAAUCACGAUUGCGCCGCUCGGCUGCGGCUGUCGACUCAUCAAAAACAAGUGGAUGAUCAACGUGAAUUCGAGGUAUUUCUUACACUCAACCUGACCUGCCACAUCUGGCAAGAAACGCGAAUCCAGGCCAUGAUCUCCGACCUUCAGUCUGCGAAGAAAGCGACUGUCAAGUUUGCGGUACGGGAAACCAACAGCGAGAAAAGCCAACAUCGCCGGCGUCGCCGCUUGGCCGUUGUUAGACUAUGUGACCAAUUUGAGAAGCUGAAGUCAAAGCCCAUGAUGCGCCUCAACUUGGCGGUUGAAGACGGCAAGCUUUGGAAAGACCAGUCCUCUCGAAUUGAACGGCCAAUCAGUCAAUCGGACCCGCAGAUCUCCCUCGCAGAUAUCAUCAAGGAACGCCCGGCUAGUAUGACGGAGAAAGUAAAGCGAGUCCUGUCAGUCCUGCUCGCUUACUCUGUUCUACAUCUUCAUGCGACACCGUGGUUGCGGCCCUCUAGCUUCAACGCCGACAAUAUCCUCUUUUUCGGCACUUCCGCAACAAUCCCACUUAAACCAUAUAUACACUCGGCGUUAAGUGAAAAGUACAUGCAGGCGCCCAGCAGUGAAACCGAUGAACUAGACCCUGAUGACCUACCGUCACACCCCUAUCUGGACCUUGUCAUGCUGGCAAUACUGCUCAUGGAACUAUACCUGAUACAGUCCGUUCAUUCAUUAGCGGAACAGGUUGGCAUGGAGUUCGAAGACUGGGAAGCUGUCGAUGACAAUACAAGAUACUCAAUCGCGAUUGCUGUGUAUGAACGGUUCAAGGCUGACUUUCCGGACAACUACCGACAGGCAGUCGAUAGAUGUCUGGACCCGGACAUUGGGUUCGACGAAACUGACGAAGAGCUUAGUUCAGACGAUCUGAAGAUGUUGAUUUAUGAUGAGAUCGUGCAGCCCCUCGAGGACGAACUCGACCAGGGGUUUGGAAACACAAUUCAAAUCGACAAGCUGGACGAGGUUGCUCAGACUAUGGAUCUUAGUCGUUGGGGGCAAAUGCGACAGCCCAUCCCCAAUUCCAUCAAGUCUGCCGAGCUUAGCACGCCAGUGCAGAGUGAGUCCAUUCCACAGGACAGCCUAGCCAUUUCAAGGACUUCCACCUUUUGGUCUUCCUCUGAGCGUUUGACAAGCAACAUUGAUACGUGUCCGAGACAUCAAGACUAUACCGUUGGAUGGAUUUGUGCCCUCCCGGAAGAAUUAGCCGCUGCACAGGCACUCCUAGAUGACCUACACUCGCCGUUACCACAGGACCCUUCCGAUCUCAACAAUUAUACCCUGGGACGCAUGGGAGCGCACAAUGUGGUCAUGGCGUGCCUUCCAUCAGGUGUUAUGGGCACGGUCUCCGCAGCUAGGGUGGCGAAUAACAUGCGAUCUACAUUCAGAUGGCUCAGGUUCGGUUUGAUGGUAGGCAUUGGCGGGGGAGUUCCUGGUGAAAAAGAUAUCCGAUUGGGAGAUGUCGUCGUUGGAGAACCCAACGGACCGUAUGGAGGAGUCAUUCAGUACGAUUUUGGAAAAACUAUUAAAAACGGAGAAGUACUCCGUACGGGCUCCCUGAACCGACCUCCCGACGUGCUCUUGACAGCAAUGUCACGACUCAAAGCAGAUCAUUAUCGCAACGGGGCGGAUCUAACCCGCCAUUUGAGCGGCAUGUUUGACAGAUAUCCCCAUUUGAGUUCGAAGUUUUCCCAUCCUGGCAGUGAGCAUGAUGUUCUCUAUAAGAGUGACUACGACCAUGGUGCGAAGCCGGGGUCAUCCUGCCAAUCUUGCGACUCUACCAACCUGAUUGAUCGGAAACCUCGCAGCUCUCACUCCCCAUACAUACACUACGGCCUCAUUGCAUCUGGUAACCAGGUCAUGAGAGACGGGAGAACCCGCGAGAAACUAAGGAACGACCUUAACGUGCUCUGCUUUGAAAUGGAGGCUGCUGGUAUCGUCGAUGUGUUCCCAUGCCUUGUUAUUCGGGGAAUCUGCGAUUAUUCUGAUUCCCACAAGACCAAACUAUGGCAGGGCUAUGCAGCGACGACGGCAGCGGCUUAUGCGAAGGAACUUCUCAGCGUCAUCUCCGGCAGUCAGAUUGAUAACGCUGAGCGAUUGGGGAGUUUUCAGCCAUGA
Molecule: messenger RNA, 2733 nt
Organism: Aspergillus mulundensis
Lineage: Eukaryota; Fungi; Ascomycota; Eurotiomycetes; Eurotiales; Aspergillaceae
Exons: 1
Coding region: 1-2733 (910 amino acids)
Biological process (GO): nucleoside metabolic process
Molecular function (GO): catalytic activity
Source: RefSeq, a predicted model, not a curated record